CCUCUAUCGACACAUUGCUUGUUGGUCGAACAGAGUCCUGUUUUUCGCGAAUUUUCAGAAUUUAUGAAUAAUUUGUCAUUAUUUUGCUUCCACGUGCUCACUUGAAGACGGAAGAAAGAAUCUUUGUUACAAAGUUAUACACCACGGAGUUUGUAAAUAGUUGGAGAGGACUUGUAAACAAGGACGUCAAUCUUGGUUGAAAGUGUUUCUCUCAAAAUGGCUUCAGCCUAUGGCUAGUCGCGAGUUCGAACAUUUUGUUGCCGUCGCUUCAUCGCCUAAAAUUUCACCAGGGAUUUGGUGUAAUAAUCAUCAUCAUCUCUUUAAAAUCUAUAUUGGAAAAAGACUAAAUAUUCUGUUCAAAUUGGAGAAGUUUUAGUUCUAUCAAGAUGCCACUAAGAGGAAAAAAGAAAAGUAAGAGUUCUGUAACUGAGAUGGAGACAGUGCCUAGUACUCCAGACUCUUCAAUACCCAGAGUAUCCAGUGAUGUGACUGAGAAAGUAGCAGCGGAACAAGAAUUGUCACCCCCACCAUGGCGCAGAGCAUCUUUCGAUGGUGAUAUCAUGAAAAUGUUAACACCUAAAAACAGUUUUAUAGCAGAUAUUGCUAUGGAUGAAGCCUCUGGAGGAAGCCAUCAUUACUACGAUGAGCGAGACUACCAGUUGCAUCGAAGAUCUAGUUAUCACCACCAUUCAGCAUUUGGUCAUCACCGCCGUUCUAGUGGUAGAAGCCUCAGUAGAGCUGGAUCAAAAACUCCCAGUUUUUAUGUCACACCAUCUCAAAAAAGUCUACAGAGGGGAGUAACUCCAAAAUCCUCAUCUAAGUCAUUAACAAGGAGUGUACCAGAAGAAGAUGAAAUUGAUGGAGCAGCUGCUGAAAAACCAAAGUUCACUCUCGGUGGCGAACCAUUGAACCAUGACAAGAUACUUGAGAGAGACCAGAGUGUUGAGUCUGAGUUAGGAGAUCGGAAAGAUUCUGCUGUACUAGAUAAUGAACCAGGUGUCUCUGGUGUUCAUUCUGUGGACGCCAAACCAGAAAUAAAAGAUAUCAAGUCAGAUACAGAGGAGGAAGAAAAGACAAAGGAUGGUAGUGGCGAGGAUGACAAUGAUGAUAAUAAAGUGGCGAAAGAGGAUGAUGAUGAUGUGGCAAAGAGGAAAGAGGCUGAACAGGAGGAAGCUAAUGAUGAACUUUUAGAAUUAGAGAGCCUUGAUGUUAUGACACCACGUAUAAAACAUAAACGCAAGCACAGACGCAGACAUAAGCGACAUUAUAAAGUUCCAGAAGUUGUACUCUCCCAAGAAGGAGAAAUGCACGAGGAUGGAAGAGACCCGGAUGCGGAAUUUUUAAUUGCCAGCCAUCGUUUGGAGAAUGUACCUGGUAUGCGUAGACACUUGAUUCGUAGGGUCAGCUCUGUAAUGCAUCCAGGUAGAAGACGUGAACAUUUAUUUCCCCCUGAAGAAAAAGAACCUUUCAAAUCAGCAUUCAAUUUUGGACUGAAACUAAAAAAGAAAUAUGAUCAUCAGCCUCAUGAGGUGUUUGUUGAGUUGGAUGAGCUCUAUAAAAACACAGAUGGACAGAUGGCAUGGAAAGAGAAAGCAAGAUGGAUCAAGUUUGAAGAAGAUGUAGAGGAAGGAGCUGAUAGAUGGGGAAAACCUCAUGUGGCGUCAAUGUCAUUUCAUAGUCUACUAGAACUUAGAAGAGGACUUGAACAAGGUACUGUUUUACUUGAUUUGGAUGAGAGAGAUAUUUCUGGCAUAUCAUAUCAGAUAGUGGAACAGAUGAUUGUAUCAGAUCAAAUAAAAGAGGAGGAAAGAGGUGACGUAUUGAGGGCAUUGCUCAUGCAGCAUAGGUAUGUGAAUAUUGGGGGAUUCAUACAUAUAAAGGAAACGCCAGGUCUGUUUAGAACCCUUUCAUCAUCCAGUCUACCUUCACUCAAAAUUUCAACUUCAGAUUCUGCUAAGAAUCUCGAAAAAAACUUCAGUUUUGGUCGACUACGAAAUAACAAGUCACAUUAUGAAACAAAAAUUGACAUUGAUGGAAAGAUUGUGAACCAUGUUGAGGUGAGCUCACCACUUUUAGCAUCACCACUACGCGGCUCAACAGCUAACAACAAUCUAUCUGAUACAAAUACUGCCUCACAACAGGAUAUUCUUGAUGCUAUUAAUGAAUUCUUGGAUGAAAGUAUUGUUUUACCUCCUGGUGACUGGAAUAGAGAUACAUUAUUACCCAUAGCAAGAGUGCACAGAAAGAAAAUGAAGUGGAAGCAGAUGUUAAAAGAAAGGGAAGAAAAUGCCUCACGAAAUUCCAAGCAUCCUGAUAAUAUCGAUCCACUUAAAAGAACCGGUUGUUUAUUUGGUGGUAUGGUUAAUGACAUCAGAAGACGUUUUCCCCGAUAUUCAAGUGAUUUUAAAGAUGCCUUUAAUUUACAAUCUUUUGCUGCUGUGAUAUUUAUUUACUUUGCUGCUCUUUCUCCUGCCAUCACAUUUGGAGGUCUUCUUGGUGAGAAGACUGAUAAAUGGAUGGGUGUAAGUGAAAUGGUAGUAGGUACUGCUGUCUGUGGUGUUAUAUUUGCUCUAUUUUCAGCACAACCAUUACAUAUAAUAGGAGCUACAGGUCCUGUUCUUAUAUUUGAGGAAGCAGUAUAUCAGUUUUGUGAAACCAGCAAUAUAGAGUUCUUGCCAUUUCGUGCCUGGAUCGGUAUAUGGGUGUUUCUCGUUACUGUCAUUGUAGUGGCAUUCGAAGGAAGCACCUUGGUUCGAUAUUUUACAAGAUUUACAGAAGAGAUAUUUACUGCAUUGGUAUCUCUUAUAUUUAUAUUUGAAGUAUUUAAGAAACUUGCAUUGAUUUUCGAAACCCAUCCAUUGUUAGAUGAUUAUUGCUGGGAUGAAGACUAUAUGUAUGAUAAUAUAUAUAAUACAACAAACCAUACCACAACAUUGACAGAAAGUUAUGAAAAUGCAGUUACUGCUCCGUCUAAUAUCUCCAUACCCAUGGUCCCUAUUCAAGACAUAGCAAAGCCUGUCAAUCAACCAAACACAGCUCUGCUUUCCACUAUCCUAACAUUAGGAACAUUUUUUAUUGCUUAUUUUUUUCGGAAAUUUAGGAAUAGCAGGUUCCUGUCAAACAUGGUACGUAAAAUGUUACAAGAUUUUGGUGUACUUAUUGCAAUUGUUACAAUGGUAUUAGUAGAUGUUUCAAUAAAAAAUGUCUAUACACAGAAACUGGAGGUACCAGAUGGUAUCACGCCCACCGCACCGCAAAAGAGAGGCUGGUUUAUAAACCCAUUCGGUUUGCAAACUACUAUACAAACUUGGGUAAUAUUUGCAGCAUUAAUACCGGCACUAUUAGUCUUCAUUCUUUUGUAUAUGGAAACACUUAUUACAGAACUUAUUGUUGGCAAAAAAGAAAACAAUUUAAAGAAAGGGACAGGGUAUCAUCUUAACCUCUUCUUGAUUGGUCUCCUGGUUGUUGGCAGCUCUAUGUUUGGCCUUCCAUGGUUAUGUUGUGCCACCGUGCGUUCAGUGUCUCACACUACCAGUCUGACAGUUUUGAGUAAAACACAUGCUCCUGGUGAGAAACCCAAAAUAGAAGGUGUGAUAGAACAACGAGUCACUGCACUAUUUGUUAAUAUACUGAUUGGUGUUUCACUGGCUUUGCAAGAUGUUUUGCGUCAAGUACCCAUAGCAGUAUUAUUUGGUGUGUUUCUAUAUAUGGGUGUGACGUCAUUGAGUGGUAUACAGUUUUUUGAAAGAAUGCAGAUGUUAUUACAGCCUGCUAAACACCAUCCCGAUGUCAGAUAUGUCAGAAAAGUUAGAACAUACAGAAUACACUUAUUUACUCUACUACAGUUAGUAUGUCUGGCUUUAUUGUGGGUGGUGAAGUCAACUGUUGUAGCAUUAGCUUUUCCAUUUGUCCUCGUUCUCAUGGUACCAGUACGAUUGAAGGUUCUUGCACGGAUAUUUACACCAAUUGAACUAGACGCAAUUGACAAUGAUGAAGGUGAGGAUGAUGAUGAUGAUGAUUUGGAUGUAUAUAGGCGGGUACAUAUGCCAUUAUAAACAUUCAACUUUCUAGCAUACAUCUGUGCUAGCUAUAUUUGGUGACAUAGUUGUGCUGUAACACAAUACAUGUACAAUACAUAAUAAUAUCCAAGGGUUACUGCUUUGCUGAAUGCGAAUGCGAAUGUGAAGAUGAUUAAAACCGCACAGUGGUGAAUCAUAGAAUAAUGCUCCUUGACUGAUAUGAAAAAUAUUGAAAUGUUUGAAGACAAUCUACUUUAUGGAUGGUGCUAUGUGAUGUACUUGAUGCUGUGAUAAUUAUUUAA
Saccoglossus kowalevskii is the source of this 4321-nucleotide messenger RNA. Its product is annotated as band 3 anion transport protein-like. Gene Ontology annotation, cellular component: plasma membrane. NCBI's taxonomy places the organism in Eukaryota, Metazoa, Hemichordata, Enteropneusta, Harrimaniidae. Gene Ontology annotation, molecular function: monoatomic anion transmembrane transporter activity; solute:inorganic anion antiporter activity. The record is from RefSeq and is a predicted model, not a curated record. Gene Ontology annotation, biological process: transmembrane transport; monoatomic anion transport; bicarbonate transport.